AUGCACGACAGCAAGCUCAUCUGUAGAUCAUACUCCGGUUCUCAUCUCACCUGCAUAAAAUACCCUCAAACACUUGAAGUCCUCUGCAAAAUUCACGAUGGCGAGUGUGACAACCACUCGGGGGGCAGGUCACUUGCCCAGAAAACUCUAAACGUAGGCUAUUUCUGGCCUACCAUGCGCCACGACUCCGCUGAAUAUGUCAAAAAAUGUGAUCGUUGCCAACAAUACAAGUCGAUCCCUAAUCUGCCUGCCAAAGUUUACCAUCCGCAAAACAGUCCGUGGCCAUUCAUGCAAUGGGCCAUCCACUUAGUGGGUCCCUUGCCACCGGCGCCCGCCAAGAAAGAAAUGAUGAUCGUCACCACCGACUACUUUACUAAAUGGAUCGAGGCCGAAGCUCUAUCUUUUACUAAAGAAGCCGAUGUGGAGCGAUUCAUCUGGAGAAAUAUCAUUUGCCGGUUCGGCUGCCCACAAUCGUUGGUCACUAACAAUGGCUCACAGUUCAUUGGCAAGCAGAUCACCGCCUUCUUUGCGAAAUACAAGAUCAAGCAACACCUGUCCACUCCAAGGUAUCCACAAGGAAAUGAGCAGGCCGAGGCAUCCAACAAAGUCAUAUUAGACUGCAUGAAGAAAAGGCUAGAAGGAGCCGAAGGGAAAUGGGUGGACGAACUCCCCGGAGUACUAUGGGCUUAUCGCACCACCAAACGAAGGUCGACUAGAGAAACCCCAUUUUCCCUUGCCUAUGGAACUGAAGCGAUCAUUCCUCCUCACGUCACUGUCCCCUCUAUAGGCAUUGAAGUCGGCAGUAUAGAGCAGAACUCCGAGCAGAUAAGACUCAACCUUGACUUACUUGAAGGUGAGCGCGAGAAGGCCAUUAUCCGAGUCGCCUCCUAUCAACAGCGGUUAAAGUCCUACUACGACAAAAGAGCUAAGAUCAGACAGUUUUAA
Messenger RNA from Prunus armeniaca (apricot), 945 nucleotides. The record is from the annotation of a GenBank genome assembly. NCBI's taxonomy places the organism in Eukaryota, Viridiplantae, Streptophyta, Magnoliopsida, Rosales, Rosaceae.